AAAGACUGACGACUGAAACACAAAUGGCUUUUUCUAGACGGGUAGCUAUGAACUACGCUAUACAUGUACAGUGUUAUUUACGUACGUCUUUUCCAGUAGCUUUUACACAAACAGGCAGAGGAUGUCUGCUGCUGCUCUGCGUUUGAUCCGCUGUCGGAGACUGAGCACAACUGGGCCGCCUGGUGUGAGGAAAGUGCUACAGUGGAAAGAUUUAAGGAAGGUUGCAAAAGUCACUGGUGCGGUUGUCUUUGGGGGCUGUCUUUUUAUUACUUAUGAGGUCAUUGCCUUGGACAAGGCUGUGACCAUUGACACUAGUGCCAUUCUUCAGGAGAAGUACAAGUCUUACAUUUAUCUGAGAGCCACUCCCUCAGAUGAAAAGGAGAACCUUGCUGCAGGGCUCACACACAAAGCGAGGAGGGAACUACAUAAAGUAGCAAGACGGUUUCUGGAAAUAUCCUCUAGGCUUCUGCUGCAAUCAUUAGAUGAGCACUUCACCCAUGUGGAUGCUGACCCACAUGAAGUGGCAUUAUGGGUCCUGCUGAAGAGGACACAGUCAGCCACUAAAGCCAUCAGACUACAGGCUGUACAGGAGCUUGCUAACAAUCACCACUGGCACGAUUACCAGUACCAGUCAGCAGCCCAGUUUAUAGACCAGAGAACAGCAGUGGGCCUGGCUCGGACUCCUCAGGUAGACCUGCGAUUCUUCCGGCCUCCACCUGCACUGCCUGACCUAGAGGAUGGUUUGUCAGCAGAGGAUGGACUGAGGGAGCUGCUGGCAUCUCUGCCUCAGACUGAGGUGGACCAAUGUGUUCAGUACUUCACCUCACUGGCCCUCAGAGAGAGCACUCAGUCUCUGGCAGCACAGCGGGGGGGUCUGUGGUGUUUUGGUGGUAAUGGGCUGCCCUAUGCUCAGAGCCUCACCUCUGUUCCCUCUGAGAAGGUGGAAUCCUUCUGCCUGCAGGCACUAGUACAGCACUCCAAGGUCCAGAGUCACUGUGACCACAUCGUUGCCAGUGGGGGUCUACAGCUCCUCCAGAUGGUUUAUCAGCUCCGCAGAGACUCCCUAAAGAUCCAGAGGAACAUUGUUCGCAUCAUAGGAAACUUGGCAGUCAAUGAAAGUGUCCACCAGGCAAUAGUGCAGUCUGGCUGGGUUUCUGUCCUGGCUGAGAUGAUGCAGUCUCCUCAUGUCAUGCAGGCGUCUCAUGCAGCUCGUGCUCUCGCCAACCUGGACAGGGAGAUGGUGAAGGAGAAAUACCAAGAUGGUGUCUAUAUCCUCCACCCACAAACACGUGGCAACCAGCCAAUCAAAGCAGAUGUGCUGUUCAUACAUGGGAUUCUAGGGGCAGCCUUUAAGACCUGGCGGCAGAAGGACCAAAAUAUAUUGGAGGAAAAGAAGGACAAAGAAAGCAAGGAGGAUUACGCAGAGUGCUGGCCAAAGUCGUGGUUGGCUGCUGAUUGUCCGAAUCUGAGAGUACUGUCAGUGGAAUAUGACAGCCACCUCAGUGACUGGAUGGCCAAAUGCCCUGUCGAGAAUCAGAGGAAGUCGUUGGCCUACAGAAGUCGAGAGCUGCUAAAUAAGUUAAAGACAGCAGGAGUUGGAGAGAGGCCUGUGGUCUGGGUCGCCCACAGUAUGGGAGGUUUGCUUGUGAAAAAAAUGCUGCUGGAUGCCUCGGAGGAUCCAGAUAUGCAGGGGCUGUUAAAAAACACCAAGGGCAUUAUGUUCUACAGUGUUCCUCACAAUGGCACCGCAAUGGCUGAAUACUCCAUCAAUGUCAGAUAUCUCCUCUUCCCCUCUGUAGAGGUUAGAGAACUUUGUAAAGACUCACCAGCACUGCGCAACCUGAACGAGAACUUUCUGAACAUGGCCAAAGAAAAGGAAUUCAAGGUGCUCAGCUUUGCGGAGACGAUGCCCACAAACAUUGGUCCCAUGAUCAACAUACUCGUGGUACCGACACAGUCAGCAAAUCUCGGCAUCGGGGAUCUGAUUGAGGUGGACGUAGAUCAUCUCAACAUAUGCAAGCCAGAAAAGAAGGACUCAUUCCUGUACAAGCGCAGUCUUCAGUUCAUCCAGGAAGCACUGCAGAGCUACAUCAGCCACUGACUCAACUUAACAUAAAAAAACCCAGUUAAAAUGUACUUGAAUUGGGGGAGAGCACUGUCAUCACUCCCCUCAACCAAAUGGAAACAUAACUGCCUCUCCUUGUUGCACAUUUUAAUGAAUGACCACUAAAGUGAGCAUAGAAUGACUAGAGUAAGACUUAUUUUACACAUGGAUAUUUGUGAUGAAAGAAACCUGGGUGCUGAUUUGUUUUCUCCUACACAUGCUCCAACAUUGGUCUCUCAUUUGUAAGUCUUGUGAAUUUUGCAGAUCACUUGGACAUUUUUAAGGUCAUUAAUACUAUGUUUACAACUUCUACAGAAAGUAUACUCCAGAUUUUAUUUUUGACCCUUUUUCCCCCCAUUUCAUCUUAGACUUACCGGCUUAAAAUUUGACACAUAGUGCUCACACUCUCUUAAAGAUGCGCUGACAUGUCUUUACCACUCAUACUUUUCAGUAUGUCUGACCAGAGCCAUGGUUUAAGAUUUUAUAUUUUAUAUUUAUGUAUUUUAUUCUAACUACACUGACACACUUGUGCCAAAACAUUUCCUUCCUGAGCCUUACCUCAAAUGGACCUGUAUUAAUAUAUUAGUUCAGGUUGCUUUAUUUAUUGCAUAGGACUAAUCAAUUGGUUUUUAAUCUCCAUGUGUUUGCAGUACAAAUUUCCAAUAAUAAUGCUGACAAUAAAAAGUGUAAGAUUGGAGGCUUUAUUUGACUUGUCUAUGUACUGCUCCUCUCAAAACAUCUUUUCAAUGUCUCAUCUUAUAAAAUGUUUACAUUGCAGUUUGGGAUUUUCUUGUUGGUGGAAACUUGACAAUGUCAUAAUGAGAUAAAAUAAGAUGCAUCUUUAUUGAUCCCUCUCGGGAGUAAUUCAAAUUGACAGCAAUAUAGUGGGGGGGAAGUAGCAGCAUAAGGGUGAAAGUGAUCAAAUAAA
Molecule: messenger RNA, 3032 nt
Organism: Scomber scombrus (Atlantic mackerel)
Lineage: Eukaryota; Metazoa; Chordata; Actinopteri; Scombriformes; Scombridae
Gene: serac1
Product: serine active site containing 1
Exons: 18
Coding region: 122-2101 (659 amino acids)
Source: RefSeq, a predicted model, not a curated record